Molecule: messenger RNA, 1371 nt
Organism: Lycium ferocissimum
Lineage: Eukaryota; Viridiplantae; Streptophyta; Magnoliopsida; Solanales; Solanaceae
Product: protein STRICTOSIDINE SYNTHASE-LIKE 10-like
Exons: 1
Coding region: 85-1107 (340 amino acids)
Biological process (GO): biosynthetic process
Molecular function (GO): strictosidine synthase activity
Source: RefSeq, a predicted model, not a curated record
AAAUAAACGACCCCUUAAAACACAAAUGUCCUAUAAAAGAAGAGAAAAGUUGGACAUAAUCUCAUCACCAAAAGACACUCCCCCAUGAAUGCUUCAAACCUAUUUUUGCUCAGUGCUACAACAGCACUUGCACUUGUCUCAGUAAUUUUAGCCUUCGACUCCCAAAAUGUCCUCCCAAAAUCCGAAAUCAUGCAACUGAAAGGAGCAGUUGGACCAGAAAGCAUUGCUUUCGAUAGAAAUGGUGAAGGCCCAUACACAGGAGUUGGCGAUGGACGAAUUCUCAAGUGGCAAGGUCAAUAUUGGGCUGAUUUUGCAGUCACUUCUUCCCAAAGGAAAAAUUGUACCCGGCCUUUUGCUCCUGAAAUGGAGCAUGUAUGUGGAAGGCCAUUGGGUUUACGAUUCGAUACGAAAACAGGUGACCUAUAUAUUGCUGAUGCCUAUUUAGGACUCCAAGUUGUUGGACCAAAAGGAGGAUUAGCUACCCCAUUAGUCCAAAAAUUCCAAGGUAAGCCUUUAAUCUUCACAAAUGACGUCGAUAUUGAUGAUCACGACGAUGUGAUUUACUUCACGGAUACAAGCACAAAGUACCAGCGCAGGCAAUAUUUCACGUGUCUUUUAAGUGGAGAUAGUACUGGCAGGCUAAUGAAAUAUACUAAAUCAACCAAAGAAGUAACAGUUUUAUUAGGAGGCCUUACUUUUGCAAAUGGUGUAGCGUUGAGCAAAGACCGUUCUUUUGUGCUAGUGGCUGAAACUUCUAAUUGUAGAAUAUUGAGGUAUUGGCUUAAAGGCCCUUACAAGGGAAAACAUGAUACAUUUGCUGUGUUGCCGGGAUUUCCUGACAACAUUAAAAUAAAUUCGAGAGGGGAAUUCUGGGUCGCUUUACAAUCAUUUGCACCAUUGAUGAGUAUAUCAGAAUAUUCCGACUUGUUAGGCUGGCGGCAGCUGCAUGCUACUGCAAUGAAGCUAAGCGAGGACAGGCGAGUUUUGGAGGUUUUAGAAGAUGUCCAAGGCAAGACGUUGAGGUCUAUCAGUGAUGUUCAGGAGAAAAAUGGCAAGUUGUGGAUUGGUUCCGUUACAAUGCCCUUCGUGAGAGUUUAUGGAUUAUGAGUUUAAGUUAUAUAUAUCAUUAGUGUACAAGGUUUCUUACACCAGGUAAUCCAAAGUAUGUCAAUUACCUAAAGACCGCCCUACGAGUAAUUUAAGUUAUGUUAAUUUCAAGCUAUUAUGAUGAUUUUACUUUUUUGUUACAUAGCUAAAGCUUCUUUCAUUUUCCGUUUUGGUGGUUCAGUAAGGAUUGGCGUUGUUAUACCUGCAAAGUUAUCUGUCAGAUGUAUUCCUUCCAUUUCAUAAUAAUUGAUAUUUUUAUCUUUU